Pollicipes pollicipes is the source of this 1018-nucleotide messenger RNA. RefSeq lists its product as uncharacterized. Lineage: Eukaryota; Metazoa; Arthropoda; Thecostraca; Pollicipedomorpha; Pollicipedidae. The record is from RefSeq and is a predicted model, not a curated record. The transcript is spliced from 7 exons. Gene Ontology annotation, molecular function: protein binding. Gene Ontology annotation, biological process: cytokine production; positive regulation of transcription by RNA polymerase II. The coding region runs from base 1 to 702 and encodes 233 amino acids.
AUGGAUGAUGAAGAAGAUAGUAUAUUUGUAAAAACGCUUCGACGCUAUGAAGAGCUGAAGCAGGAGGCGACGGAGCGGCUGGCAGAGCUGGACCCGAGUCCGGAGGAGCUAUCGCCGAAGCCGGACCGCUGGGUGGAUGACCUGCUCAGUCAGCUGUCGCAGGAGGACGUCGCCGAGGCGCGGCCGGAGCCGGCCCCGGCCGCCGUCGAGCCGGAGUUCACGGCGCGCGUCCAGGCCGGACCGCUGCUGAUCCGGCUCAGGAUGCGACGGUCGGAGGAGCUGCGGCGUCUGUUCGAGGCGGUGGCUGAGCAGCUGUCGCUGCCGGUCGGACGCGUCUACCUCGGCCAGCGGGACGUGGUGUACCGGCCGCAUCAGACACCUGACGACGUCCGGCUGGGCGCAUUCGACGUCAUCGACUUCUGGGAGGGCUCGGGCGCGGCGCCGGACGCCGCGGCGGACGGUCCGCCCGGGCCGAACUCGGUGGAGCUGAAGUUGCAGUCGGCCGACCGUCGCUCGACGCUGCUGCUGCGGCUGGCCCGCACCGAGACGAUGGCGUCGCUGAUGGCGCGGUACGCCGCCCAGCGGGGCAGGCCCCUCGACCGGCUCAGGUUCCGGUUCGACGGCGAGACGCUCAACCCGGCCGACACGGCCGACUCGCUGGAGCUGGAGGGCGGGGAGUGUGUGGACGUGCACGAGUGCUGAGCGGCGGCGGCUGCGGCUCCGCUCCGCGUGCGACCGCAGCGCCACCUGGCAACGCCCGCGGCCGCCGAAUCGCCGUCCUGCUCCACGCCGUCAGCAGUGGCAUCGUCUUCCGUCACCGUCAUCAGCGGCACCAUCAUCCAAUACAGAUGCGGGAAGACUUGUCGCAUCAGUGGCUUGUCCACACCCUCCAUCAUCUCAUUGGGAGGGGCGGGGGAGUAUGGGAGUGCUCGCGUAGUGUCUUUUACGUGUCAUAUUGCUGGAUUGGCGCCCUGUCACAGGCGCGGGGCGGUCCAAAUUUCUGGUGCCUGAAAGUGCG